GUUAGAGUUCAGGUUCCCCCAGCCCGCCAGGCAACCUGCCUCAAACCGAAGUCCUCGCCGACGUAUUGAUAUUCCGGCACCAUAGACUUUCAUGAGGUCUUGGAUUUUGUGCUCCUCGUUCUGAAGGGGACAACACUCCGCUUUUGUGGUAUACACCUCGAUAAAGACCAAAAUGGGAUCCACUUCGUCUCCAGGAUAUGAUUCCAGUGCAACUCGUGUGCCUAUCAUUAUUGGAGUUUGUGUACCUAUGGUUGUUCUGGCCAUUCUAGCAACCGCUCUUCGCAUCUGGGCACGGGUCAUGACAAACGUCAAAUUGUGGUGGGAUGAUUGGUUAUGCAUCGUGGGACUCCCAUUUGCAAUCCUGCCUUCCAUCUUCGACUUCGUUCAAAUCAAUAAUGGCUUCGGACGACCAAUGGCAACAGUGCCAGCUGAUAAACUGGUUACAUACAGUCUGUUCCUGUACAUUCUGAUGUUGUUCUAUAACCUGGGACUAGCAUUCUUCAAGCUCUCGUGCCUGGCACUGUAUAUUCGGAUGUUUGGAAUUCAUCGUUGGAUCCGCUACAUGAGUUAUGUCAUCGGUGUGAUGGUCAUUGCCUGGGUCUUGGCCAAUGAAUUGGUCCUGGCUUUCCGAUGCCAUCCAAUUGAUCUGGCCUGGAAGGGAACUGCAGAACAGCAGGCAAAAUUCUGCGUCACGCAGACGAACAUAUUCAUCGCGCAGUCCGGUCCGACAAUAUUCUUCGAUCUACUUAUUCUCAUCAUGCCCAUUCGAGUCGUCUGGGGUCUGCAUUUGCAAUCGGCACAAAAGCUUGGUGCCAUCCUUGUUUUUUCUUUGGGAUUGCUCGUUACCGUCAUUAGUAUGAUCCGCCUCGCAGAUACACUUCACUCGACAGACACAGACUUGACCUACGGAUACGUCGAAUUAGGCAUGUGGUCUGCGGUCGAGCCCGUGACUGGCUUGAUUUGCUGUUCCCUUAUGACUUAUGGCCCAUUUAUCAAGAAACUUCGCCAAGCUGGCAAAGGAUACAUUCGAGGCAAAUCCAGCCACCAUAGACAGUCGCACUCUUCAAAUUCUUUUGCCACUCAAAAUAAACUCACAGGUCAUCGAUCCGCGGAGUAUGAUCAGUCUGACCUCGAAUUGACCUUUUGCUCAUUCACCAAUGAGGCCCCCGUCGUGGGUAAGGCCGAUACCUUUGGAAAAAUACAUGACGGUGCGAUAAACAUCACCCACGAGUUCCAAGUUCGACGAGACUAAGCUGUUCGCUUGGAAAGCCCCCAAGCGCUGGAGGACGGCAUAUCUCCAGAUACUCAAUUUAAUU
Messenger RNA from Aspergillus welwitschiae, 1316 nucleotides. RefSeq lists its product as uncharacterized. Lineage: Eukaryota; Fungi; Ascomycota; Eurotiomycetes; Eurotiales; Aspergillaceae. The record is from RefSeq and is a predicted model, not a curated record. Bases 173 to 1252 code for a protein of 359 amino acids. The transcript is spliced from 3 exons.